This is a messenger RNA of Siniperca chuatsi (mandarin fish), 5256 nucleotides long. It is a transcript of the gene kcnip3b, whose product is annotated as Kv channel interacting protein 3b, calsenilin. Gene Ontology annotation, cellular component: voltage-gated potassium channel complex; nucleus. The transcript has 8 exons. Gene Ontology annotation, biological process: negative regulation of transcription by RNA polymerase II; regulation of potassium ion transmembrane transport. Lineage: Eukaryota; Metazoa; Chordata; Actinopteri; Centrarchiformes; Sinipercidae. Gene Ontology annotation, molecular function: potassium channel regulator activity; calcium ion binding; RNA polymerase II cis-regulatory region sequence-specific DNA binding. The record is from RefSeq and is a predicted model, not a curated record. The coding region runs from base 3476 to 4180 and encodes 234 amino acids.
CAAUUACACACAUUCCACUUUUUUAGGCUGUUUCUGAUAUUCUUUAGACUAAAUAUCUUAAAAUGUGACUGUUUUUAGGCAAAAAAUUUUUUUUUUUUAGAUUUAGAAUUACAUACCUUACACACCUGUGUAGUGAGGGCUUUGAAAUAACAUUUUAGGGAGUUGGGAAAUGACACAAAAUUAUUUGAACUGUUGAAUUAACGAAUAAAAUGUGAAAUUUUGUGAUGUGAUUUUUUUUAAAUACUGAGAAAAAAGUUUGAAAAGUAAAAUUGGACUCUUCUGGGAUUCUUGGCUACAGCCUGCAGCACCAUUAUAUCCCCACUGAAAUUAAAUUAGUGUUCUAAUGUUGUUUUAAAAUGCCACAUUAUUAAAGAAGUGAUUGUCAGACCUCUUCUGAAUCAGUUAAAAAACUUUUUUGGUUGCAUCCUGCUGGCCUUGUGGUCUGAGAUGCCUACCAUGUAACUCUCAUCAUUUCCUGUCUGUCUCUCUACAGUUCAGUUCAGUUGAGAUUUUUAGUUUUCACAAGUGGAAUAAACACAAUAAAAACACAAUAAGACAAUUGAAGACAUUAAAAGUACUUUAUACUUCUGUCCAAUAUAGGCCAAUAUGCAACUUAAACAAGCGUGAUGUGGAAACUUGAAAACCUCCAGUGUACAAACACUGAAAAUAAAUUUUUCAGUGAAAUAGGAGAAAUCUUUUGUCCAGCAAAAUAUUUGCAUAUUUAUAUAUUCUGGAUUUUUCAAUGAGGGAGAAAGUGUAGAUGUAAUUUUAAGAAUUUAUUUGUUAUUGAAUUGUGCUUGUGGAGAAACCAUAUCUGACAAAUAAUUAUUCAAGCAGAGUAUUUUUAUAUCAUAAUAAAACGUGUCUGGAGAGGAUUUUUGAUUUUCCACAUUUAGCAUCAGCAGUGCAUUAGACGUCCUUUAUCGACCAAUAAGGUCUGCUCGCUUAUUUGUUGCAUUAUUUAUGUCAUCAGCACUCAGAUCCAAAAUGCACAAAUUGACACUCCUUGUGUGUGUGUGUGUGUGUGUGUGUGUGUGUGUGUGUGAAGUUGUGUUUGUCCACAUGUGUCUGUGUGUUUAAAAUCCAGUUAAAGGAUCUGAUCUAAAACAAAACCCGCUGGCAUUUGAUUGUUGUUUCAGUCCCGUCUGCUCUGAUGUCGAUUUUGGGUUCAGUCCAACUUGGUCCUAUUUUGGGCCGACAUCUGAUGCCAGAGGUAGCCUUGUCUUUAGAGAUGUACAAGCCCUAUUCUGAGGUUCUCUGAUACCAAUAUCUGGUAUUUUUAGUCCACAUUCGACUCUUGUGCAGGAUAUUUUAAUGGUAAAUAACAUCAAUAUACUGUAAAGAGAUGGGGUGGGAAUGAGUAGUUUCAUUUGUUCAUCUGUGACUGUUUGCUCAUUUCCAUGUUUGUUGGAUAGAUCAUUUAACAGAUGACUUAUAAUGUGUAUCAAAGAUUACAUUUGUCCAUUCAGAAUGAUAGAAACAUCCAUCCAUCAAUUUUCUAAAACUGCAAAACCAAAGUUACAGAAUCUAAGAGUGUACAUUCAACCUGGCCACCACAUUCAUUUUCCUCCUCCUUGUUUGUUUUUGUCAUUUUGAUUUUUUAAAUACCAUUUAUUAACAAGCAACACAACGUUUGCGUUAACGUUAAGACACAGAAUACACAUAAAGACCAAAGACAAGAUCCCUCGCUAUUCCCACCCUGUGCUACAAGAUAAUCACAUAAAAUUGGUGUUAAAUCUGAGAAGUAGCAUCUGCUCUGUGAACAUAUUCAUUUUACUCUUAACUAAUCGGUAUAUCUAGAGGAAAAUAUUAAAAGUUAGUAUAUAUUAUAUAUAAUUAUAUAUUAAAUCCUAUUUUUGUUCCUCCUCCCCAUUUAAUUGUUUAAUUUUGAUAUUCUUACAACAAUAUCUGUGUCCUCAUACUGUCCAGGUGCCAAAAUCCAGAUGAAAGAAAGUGUUUGCAGUGAGCUUAAUGAGCAGCAGCAAGUGACUCAGACUUUUUUAGCCCUGGGUUCCGCCUGUCAGGCCACAUUCAGUCCACCCUACCUUAUUGGUGGAGUUUGCUGGGAAUGUAUACAUCCUGAGAGAAAGUCUACAGGUAAUAUUCAGGGCUGAAAAAAGUGCUGUCACCACCUCUGCGUGUUUUGCAGUUAAAAAUGAAAGUCAGUAUUCUCCUAAAAGACGCUGGAAUUGAACAACAUCAAAGUCAGUGAAGGGAUAGUGCUCUUUUUUUAGUAAAGAUGCAAAUAUAACAUUAUCGUACAGUAUCAGGUCUAAGUAGGGUUAGUGCAUUAAUAAUACAGAUAUUUGCAUUAAAAUAUCUAUCUAUCUAUAAUUUGUCAAUGUUUUUUAUUGGUACAGAAAGAAAGGAUAUUUUUUCUACGUCUAGGAUGAAGUUCUUGUUCACAUUGUUAUAAAAUCAAAAAAACCUCCUGUGCCGGCACACUGUCUCUGUGUUUCUCCACUAGAGGGAGCGUUUGCUCACUGUUUCCCUUUACAUCAGUAUGAGACACAAUAUUAAAUCUGUGUUAUGGACCCCAGGAGAGACGGGAACAAUUAGAAACUGGAUCACAGGGCUGACUGGGAAAAUGGGAUUCAGGGCACCUGUUGACCUCUGCCACCAGCCUCUCUGAUUCCUUAAAGGCAAAUUGUUUUGUGUAUGUCACAUUUAGGAAAAAAAAAAUCGUCUCCAUUUAAAGCUUCGGUAUUCAGUGCCUCACUGUUUUUAAUGUCUUUUAUUUAGUUAUUUUAAUGGAAAAGGUGCCGCUUUUCUCAAGUUCCUCGGGAGUUCGCAGGUUAAUUAGCAGGAAAUAAGAUGUGAGAUAGAAAGGAGGGAGGAAACAGAGGACGGAGUUGCAGCGCAUCAGUUAUUCAGUCAAUGGAAGAUUUUGUGACACAUAUGACCUCUGGAUACAUGUUAGAUGUUGUUUUUUAUUUGAUUUAAGAGUUUUAUCACCAACUAGAGGAAUACUAUUCAUUGGAGGAAUCCCAAACCAACUGUAUGCUUAUGCCAAAAAACCUACAUGUGUGGUGCGAGAGUAUCUGAGCUUCCUCUCUAUCUAAUUGGAUUUCCCAUGGAUUAACGUGGUAGUCCAGAUUUUUAGGAGGUAUUUUUACAGCAAUAAUCUGAUGCAUUUGGAGUUGGAUCAUCAGACCCCGCUCUUAGUUGUGGAGAAUAUCCUGAAAGAUCCAUUAGAGCAGGAGAGAGCACGGUGGGGGGCAGUCAAUUAAAAAAGGCAGAAGGGGAGAGCUAAAUAGAGUAACAGAAACUGCAGGAAAAAAAUUGUGACAGAAAAGGAGUGAUGAGUGAGUGACACUGUUUCCGAGACAAGAAGAGAAAGAGAAGAAGAACAGAGAGAGUGAGACUGAAAGAGUCAAAUGGAUCGAGAGAGAGGUGUAUAGAAAGUCCAAUAAUGUAGUAGUAGAAGAAAAGAAAGAAAAGGACCCUGGAGGAAAAGGUAGAAGAAGAGGGGAAGAUGAGUGUGAGGUGGGAGACGGAAGGACUCCAGACAGUUGGCAUCGUCUGCCUGGUGAUCAUGUUCCUCAAACUGAUGCACCUGCUGGGCCUGAUCGACAUCACUGAGACCGAUGACAGCAGCGACAGUGAUUUGGAGCUGUCGACGGUGCGUCACCAGCCGGAGGGGCUGGACCAGCUGCAGGCUCAGACCAAGUUCACCAGGAAGGAGCUUCAGUCUCUCUAUCGAGGCUUCAAGAACGAGUGUCCCAGUGGGAUGGUUGAUGAGGAGACAUUCAAGACAAUCUAUUCUCAGUUCUUUCCCCAAGGAGAUGCAACCACCUACGCUCACUUCCUGUUCAACGCAUUUGACAUUGACAGAAACGGUUCAAUCCGCUUCGAGGACUUCGUCAUCGGCCUGUCGGUGUUGCUCAGAGGUUCGGUCACUGAGAAGCUCAACUGGGCAUUUAACCUCUACGACAUUAAUAAGGAUGGCUACAUCACCAAAGAGGAGAUGCUGGCGAUUAUGAAGUCAAUCUAUGACAUGAUGGGGAGGUACACCUACCCCUGUGUGCGAGAUGAAGCACCCUAUGAACACGUGGACAAGUUCUUUCAGAAAAUGGAUAAAAACCGAGAUGGUGUAGUGACCAUUGAAGAGUUCAUUGAGACAUGUCAGAAGGACGAGAACAUCAUGAACUCCAUGCAGCUGUUUGAGAAUGUGAUAUAAGGAAUCAGGAUGCUCUCAGUUGUUUUUCCUUCAUUAGCAUCACAUGCACAACUCACACACAAACACAGCACACUCAUGCACCUCACCCACACUUCAAACUCAUCCUGGCACAUAAUGUAGUAACGUUUUUUUUUUCUAUUUCUCGUGCACUCCUUUAGCUGUAUCUUGCAACUGCUUCUGGACUAAAAGGACUUCUGCAGACAGAAGAAGAGCUUCCUGGGUAAAACUCCCAUCUAUCAUAGUGUGGGGUUUUUUGUGUCCUAAAUGAAGGAGCAGAAGAGCUCCUUGUGUUUUUAUCAUCAGACAAAACGAAUCAACAAGGAAUAAAGACACUUUCAAUAAUCCACUGACCUGAGCACACAAGGAUACUAGCUUUAACACUAAUACACCUCGUCUCUCUCUCACACACACACUCACACAGACCUGCUGUUUCCUCAAGAGUUUUUAGAGCACUGGAUGAAGUGAACUAAGAGUAGCAUGAAAAUAAAAUCCCAGUGAGUGACAGAAAAAAAGAGAAGUGAACUAAAGCAUGUUUGUCAACAAAUAUGUGAUGUGGAAUUAACUUGCACUACAAUUUUAUGACUAUGUAUUAUAUGCACCUGACAUAAAGGCACUGUAGAUACCUGCACCUGAUACACCACUGGUGGAAACCAGUUUGUAUGUAUAUAUGUAUAGUUAAUAGUUAUAUACCCUACGUUGUAUUGGUUUCAUCUGUGCUGCACUGGGUGAUGGAAUAGGACCAGAAUAUUUGUUUUAGAAAUGUUGCUCUGUGUUAAUCAGUUUAACAUCAUGUUUAGUAGCAGUUCUUCACAGAAUUUAGAUGUAUAAUUCAAAUAUUUCUCUCUUUUUUUUUGGAAGAUGUCAGAUUACAUUUAGCUGGUCAGAUUGGAAAAGUGAGUCUGCACAGCACUGUGAGGAAACAAAAGGACUGUUAAAAGUGUGUUCUUAUGCUGAAUUAAGGCAUUAUCUUGGUUCUUCAGUAUCUACGAGCAUGCAGACUCUUAAGUGCCACAGUACUGUGUACAGUACAGUAGGAGCUUUGUGAUGCCGGUUAAUUAAAGAUGCUGUCGACAGCU